Messenger RNA from Globicephala melas (long-finned pilot whale), 1394 nucleotides. It is a transcript of the gene VWC2L, whose product is annotated as von Willebrand factor C domain containing 2 like. Lineage: Eukaryota; Metazoa; Chordata; Mammalia; Artiodactyla; Delphinidae. Gene Ontology annotation, biological process: negative regulation of BMP signaling pathway. Gene Ontology annotation, molecular function: protein binding. Gene Ontology annotation, cellular component: AMPA glutamate receptor complex. The record is from RefSeq and is a predicted model, not a curated record.
UCAAGCAACAUAUCGUGGAUGAUGCUGACGGUAUUGCCAGCGGAGUGGGUUUUAAGCUACAGCAUGCUGUCGCUGAUUUUGAUCCUCAGAGCCUAGCCAAAUCACCUCUACUGCCAUAUCAAACACUGUGUAAGUGAACUCAUGUGUGGAGGAGGCGUAAUCAGCCGGGAAAUUUCAUAGAAGGAUCUGGGAAAAGGCUAAAAAUAAGUUCAACAUGAUUCUGCUACUGGGGUCUGGAUUGCUAUAGGACCAGCAUUGCUUCUUGCUUUGAAUUCUGAAGACAGAUCCAAAGCAUAUUUCUUAUGUGUGUCUGCAGUGUUUCUCUCUGGAAGGGCGGGAGACUGCUUCUUGACUGUGUUUUGAAAUGGGAGGUAGAAUGGAUUGCCUUUAAUUCAAGCCUGAAAAUGUAUUCUUUGGAUAAUUAAAAAGAAACUGCUUUUCUAAAACAUACCUGAUCUUUUAGUUUCUAUUGGUCAAUGACCCCCACCACCACCAUUUAACCUCCAGAGUGAUUAGCCUGCCCCUCUUGUAUUCUCAUGGAAGGAGCUGAGUAUAUCUAAUAUUAGGAGAACAUCCAGAAUCCUUUGAGGAGGGGGAUGGCUCUUCAUAUUCAUGAAGCUUGCAUACUUCUGUUGGUCAUCCCCAGAUUGGUCACCUCUGCUGCCAUCAGUCAUGAAGACUAUCCUGCUGAUGAAGGUGACCAGACUUCCAGUAAUGACAAUCUGAUUUUUGAUGACUAUCGAGGGAAAGGGUGUGUGGAUGACAGCGGCUUUGUGUACAAGUUGGGAGAACGAUUUUUCCCAGGGCAUUCCAACUGUCCAUGUGUCUGUGCUCUGGAUGGACCUGUUUGUGACCAGCCAGAAUGCCCUAAAAUUCACCCAAAAUGUACUAAAGUGGAACACAAUGGAUGCUGUCCUGAGUGCAAGGAAGUGAAAAACUCUUGUGAAUAUCAUGGGAAAAAUUACAAAAUCUUGGAGGAAUUUAAGCCCUCUCCAUGUGAAUGGUGUCGCUGUGAGCCCAGCAAUGAAGUUCACUGUGUUGUAGCAGACUGCGCAGUUCCUGAGUGUGUCAACCCAGUCUAUGAACCAGAACAAUGUUGUCCUGUCUGCAAAAAUGGUCCAAACUGCUUUGCAGGAACUACGAUCAUUCCGGCUGGCAUUGAAGUGAAAGUGGAUGAAUGUAACAUCUGUCACUGUCACAACGGGGACUGGUGGAAGCCUGCUCAGUGUUCAAAACGCGAAUGCCAAGGCAAGCAGACUGUGUAGAACAGAUUCCCACCCGAUGACGAGCUCUUAGGAGAGAAUGCUAUGCCUUCUACACUGCACAUGUUUAAAACAAGAGAAAACAAACAAACUCCUGCCAGCUACAACAGGGUCACCAGCAAAACCUUUUAG